Mauremys reevesii (Reeves's turtle) is the source of this 3181-nucleotide messenger RNA. It is a transcript of the gene TANK, whose product is annotated as TRAF family member associated NFKB activator. The coding region runs from base 155 to 1741 and encodes 528 amino acids. The transcript has 10 exons. The record is from RefSeq and is a predicted model, not a curated record. Gene Ontology annotation, biological process: canonical NF-kappaB signal transduction. NCBI's taxonomy places the organism in Eukaryota, Metazoa, Chordata, Testudines, Geoemydidae.
CAGGAAGUAAAUGCUGGUUCCUGGGUUAUAGAGAGUGAGGCUGGGGAAGAGCAAUCAGCUCCUGCACAGCUCCAGGGAGAAGCGCUGUCUGAGCCCUGAAGAGUUCGUCUGUUAAUUUGUCCAUCUUUUCAGUGAUGAGACAGCGCUGGGAAGUAUGGAUAAAAAUAAUAUUGGAGAGCAGCUUAAUAAAGCUUAUGAAGCCUUUCGACAGGCAUGCAUGGAUAGAGACCAUGCUGUGAAAGAACUGCAGCAAAAAACAGAAAGCUAUACACAGCAAAUAUGUGAACAGCAGGAACAGAUAGAGUUUCAAAAAAGUACGAUUGCAAAACUUAAAUCACAGUUGGCUCCUGUGAAUGCCAACAGAGGUAGCGCACAUGGCCAUGUUCUGGUGCCUGAAGAUAGUGAAACAUGGAGAAAUGACACCUCCCCUAAUCUAACUUUUGAUCAGCUCCAUGAAAAACUGAAACUAGCAAUGCAAAGAGAGAAACUUUUAAAGGAACAGUUGGAAACCGAGAGCAUUAAAUUGAAGGAAACUGAGGAAGAAAACGUUCUAAAGGAAAAUAAACUUGUAUCUAUUAUUUCUGUUAAAGAAGAAGAAAUAAGAUUUCUAAAAAACAGAUUAAAAGAAAAAAGUGAAGCACAGGAUUGCAUACAGAUGCCAAUGUAUGAAAUGGAGAUUAAACAUACGAAGAUUGCUCCAGCUAGACAGGAUUUAUCUCCAGGGAUCCCUGAUAUUUUAACUGUGCAUGAAAGGGAAGAUCUAGAGAUGGUUUUCCAGGAGAUGAAGGAAGAGUGUCAUCGAAUAUGCACAUUAGCAAGAAAGCAAACAGACCAACUCAGUAAACUUAACAUAAAGAGAGAACCUGUAAAUGUCUGCUCGCAUGGUGCUCUGCAGUUCACUAAGAAAAUGCACCACGAGUUUUGGAAUUGUAUGAGGAACAUUCCAAAUUACAUGGAAAUUCCAUUUUCCAUGCCUAUUCAGUGUACUGAUAAAACUGAUGAACAAGCAGAAGAACUUUUAAAACCUCGGGUUAAAACAGAUAUAAAUAGAGGUGUAUCAUGCAUAACAUCUAUCACACCAAGAGGAGUGGGCCAAGAUGAGGAAGACAACUCUGUAGAAUCACUUUCUAAAUUUAGUGUCAAGUUUCCACCUACAGACAAUGACUCUACUUUCUUACAGAGCACUCCAGAUAAACCAACAGUUUCUUGUACUGCAAUAGCUGAAAAUAUGCUUCCAGAUCAUCAUUUUUACAUGGACCAGGAAGACCAUACUAUGAACCUGAGUAAAUUGGAAUGUAACACAUUAGAAACUCAUGGAGUUGACCACAUAACCUCAGCUAUGCAAAACCUAACUCCACUUGACAAAACAAAACCCCCAAGCCAUACAGCCAUGCUCAAACAGAAUACGCAGGACAAAACACCAUAUUUGAAAACAGCAGACAUUGGUACCAAACUUGUACAUCCGUACACAAAUCAAGAUGAUACUGAAAUAAAUUUUCCCACUUCAGAGGCCAUUGGGAGGGCUAUCAGAGGACCUCAGCAGCUCUUCUGGAAGCCAAAUCAAACUCAAGAUAAUAACGUACUGGCACAGGGUUAUACAGACUCAGAACUGAAGCAGUCUGGAAUAUGUGAAUUCUGUCAAAAAGUUUUCCCACCAUCUACUACAUCCAGGGGGGAUUUUCUCAGGCAUCUUAAUUCACACUUUUUUAAAGAACAAUCAAUGUAUCCAGAAGAAAGCUGAAUAAGACUUUGUAGAGAUACUGGGUUGCAAUUUUGUGUAUAUUUCAUUUUUAAUUCAAGUAUGUAUGUUAAUUUCAGAAUUAAGACUAUGUUCAUAAUGAUGAACUUAACUGAAACACAGUUUCAGUAACAUGUUAAAUGUAAAUUUUAAAAAUUUGAAAUUUGUAAUUUUACACAUUUAAAUUACCCAGUAGAAAACUGUAAUGCAGUUUCACUUCAGUAUGUCGUAUUGCAAUAUGAGCUUUGGGCCUGAUCCUACAAACCUUUUCUUACACAAGUUAUCUUCACCUGAGUAGUCCCACAAUAAUUGACUACUUGUGUGAGGUAAGGACUACUUGCAUGAGUAAAUGUUUGCAGAACUGGGCCUUUAAUUUGAGGAGAUAAAGUGUGAGCAAUCCUAUCAAUUUUCCUCAGUAGCCUAUGGCCUGAUCCUACUCCCAUUGUAGUAAAUAGGAGCAGGAACAGGCCCUAAGAACAUUUGAAGGGCUAGGGAGGAAUCUCCAAUUUUGACUUAAGACAGGUUCAGUGUUGUAUUUAUAUUGUAGAUAAGGUUCUUGUAAAAUCACUAGAGCAGCCAAGUAAUAGGUAUGUCAUACUUAAGAUACAUUUAUGUCUUGUUUCUUACAUCAUUGGCAGAGAUCAGUGUAAUCAACAGUAAAACUAUUUUAGUAAACAGAUUUGUCUCACACUCUAGCUAAAAUGAAGAUUGCAAUGGUAUGUAUCUUUGGCAGAGGUACACUAUUAAAUUGUUAAUGUAUAUUGUUAGCAUUCAUAACUCAUGGAAAAUACUUAUUCCUCUAUGGGAGCUGAUAUGUGCUUUUACAUAGAGAGAAGAUUAGAUGAACUAGGUUACAUUUCCCCUAAAGCUAAAAGUUCAAAAGAUAAUUUAGCAUUUCUUGUGGUUCUCUACCGGAUGUUACUCAAAGGUUAGGGAUUUUUUUUUUUUAAACUGAACACAAGUCUUCAGACCAAAAUACAUGUCUCUCUUAAACUAGAAAACAUUCUUAAACUACAAUUUAAAUUUUGAUGGCUGUGUGUAUUUUAUGAAUGCUAGAUCAGCUAACUUGCAUUUUGUUUUUAAACAGUUGAUGUGCAAUGAUCUCUCCCAGGAGAGCCUUCUGCACUUUGACUGGACAGUUCCAGUCCAGACCUAAGUCGUUAUUAGCAUUAAUAUAUUUUCUGAAGCUACAGGUAAGCAUGGGCUAACUUCUCUCUGUUCAAAGAUUUAUUGGGUGAUGGUAACCAUUUUACAAAGCUAAAGGGAAAUAUAAAUCUUGCAUCAUUUUUAGAAGUGGAUUUUUAAGUCAACUGGAGAAUACUCCUACACUAAACAUUUUUCUACAACUGUUUACUGUAGUUUUAAGUGCCUGCUGUGUAUGUGACUAGCUGUUGGCUGAUAAUGUAUUGUAAUAAAGUGCAGGGUACAGUGCUUGUCUGUUAA